AUGUUUGCAUUUGCCUGGCUCGUCGCGCCCUGCUACACGGCGCUCCUGCGUGGUGCUCCCAAUGGCCGGCGCGGCUGUGGGUUACCUCCCUGCAUGCAGUCUCAUGAGCCGGUUCACGAUGCGAUGUUCCGGCCGGCAAAGGUGGCGCCCGCGGGCAUCCAGCACAUGGCGGACAAGAUCUGCCUCGUCAGCACCGACGCGGCCGACGCGGCGCCGUACUUGGGCAUUUACCGAAAGGGCGUGUUUGGGCACAGCGGGAAAAACAAGUACCAGAGGCACGGGUACUACGAGCAGGUGGGCGACCCGAACAAGAUCGUCUGGUGGGACGGAGAGGGCGGCGUGUGGACCGUCGGGUGGCGCACGGUCGGCGGGCGGCACUAUGCGGUGGAUUCGCUCGUCGGCACCUUGUGCGUCGAGGACGCGUCUGCAGAGGGAGAGGAGGAGGCGUGGGAGGGAGAAGGCCGGGUCUUCCUGCUGGGCCCGACGCGUCGUGAAGGGGAGCGGCCGUGGAAGGCGACACCGACAAGAGCAAGGCGAGAGCGCAGCGGCAGCCCGGACGGGUAUGGGGGCGGGCGCAAGGCGCUCGGCCCGCACGGGCUCGUCAGCAGCGGGACGAGCGCCAACUCGGCUCGCUCCGCUUCCGCGGCGCGCAGGGUGCGGCUGCAGCAGAUCGAGGAGCGCGCGGCGAGGGCGACUGCCGCCGCGGCGGCGGCGCGCAGCGGCGGCGGCGGCGAGGCGGCUGCGCCGGAGGAGGCGGCCGCGGAAGCUCUCGGCAGGUGCGACGCGCUCGAGUCUGCGCUCAAGUCGACGCUGCGCGUGUACGAGGCGGCGGUGCGGCGGAGCGAGGAGGCGGCGGAGGCGGCGGAGGCGGCGCGAGAGGCGUUCGGCGUGGCGGCGGCGGAGGAGGAGGCGGCGGAGGCGGCGGUGUGCGAGGCGUUGGCGGGGCUGGAGCCGCAGGGGGGUGAGCCGCCGCGAGGGACGGAGUGA
Emiliania huxleyi CCMP1516 is the source of this 987-nucleotide messenger RNA. RefSeq lists its product as hypothetical. Lineage: Eukaryota; Haptophyta; Isochrysidales; Noelaerhabdaceae. Bases 1 to 987 code for a protein of 328 amino acids. The record is from RefSeq and is a predicted model, not a curated record. The transcript is spliced from 4 exons.